UUUCUCUGAUUCUCAUGUUAAAAAUUAAUAAGUUUUGGUAAGAUUUUAAGAGAAAUAAUGCCUUUGAGGCUGCUAUGAGUAGAGAGAAUAAAAGAAGAGUUAUUUGAAGCUGCUUGUGGCGUGGCGCGCCUGCGAACAGCAAUGGGUAGGCCACCUGCAUGGCAAGCGCUCGAACCCGGUUGUAUAACAGGCAGGCGCUAGAUGGACCCAAGCUGGCCAAAAAUAACCCCGCGGUGCUCGUCGGUGGUGCGCGAGGCAGCGACGUGGGACGUGCACGGCGAACAAACAAAUGACGGUCGAUCCGUGUGUGUGUUGAAAAGUCAAGUCGAAUGUCUGCAAGCUGUUCGGACGGACAGCGCACUCGGAAAUGGGCCCAAAAUGAGCCGACCACGGCGCAAGUGAGGCGGCCGGGGGCAUGCUGAGGACUGGUGCGGAGCCGCGACCGAAGAAUGCAGGCCGAGGAGGGCAACAAGACCCUUAAGCGCAACCCCAAGGUGGAGUUGGGCAGGAGCGACCUGCUCAAGUUGCUGGGCCACUUGGAGGGAGAGUUGCAGGCCAGGGACGUCGUCAUCGCCGCCUUAAAAUGCGAACGCGUGAAGCAACUGCUGAUCGGCAGCAGCCGCGUGACCUCAUCGCUGGCUGCCCUGCAGCGGGACGGCUCGCUGGUGCGGGGCCCCAAGGUGGACGAGGGCGCCAUCAAGAACCUGGCCGAUCGCCAACUUGCCGCCCUCGAAAACCUGAUCGUGCAGAACCGUCGCGUGCAGGUGCACAUGAACAAGGUGCUCAAGGAGACGGAAGAGCGCCACGUUCAGGUGGUGAAUCAGCUGGACAAGAUGAAGCUCGCUAUGCAGGACGACGCCGAGUCGGAAGCUGAGAAGGCAAGAUUGAGACAAGAAUUGGAAGUUGAAAAGCAAGAGAAGAUGAAGUUGGAGGAAGAUUUAAAGAAAAUUCAAGAGCAAUUGGAAGAGGAGCGUAAUCGUCAGAAGCAGAUUGUCCUCUUGCUCUUGGCAGACAGAAGGAAAGUAAUAAUGAAGUACAUUGAAGAGAGAAAACGUUCCGAAGACCUCGCUCAAAUUUUGAGUGAAGAAAAGGCGCGCGUAGACUCGAUGGCGGAAGGCCUGGAAGAGGAGAGCAAGCGGGCGCUUCAAAUGGAGGCCGAUCUUGAAAAGCACCACGCAACCUUUCAGGUUGAGCGACAGCAACUGAAAGCAGCCCUGGCCAAGGAAGAAAAACGCGCUCGAGAAGCGGAAAUUCAAUUGGAGGCAUUUAAAAGGAAGUUUGCCGAGGUUGCAACAAUGGGAAGACCGCAGAGUUCUUCGACCUUGGUCACCAAAGUGGUGCAACCAACGGCAACGGUGUCCAGUAAACCCGUCAGCGCCCCAGUGACUGGUAUAGCCAGGAGUGUGGCAUCAGCACCAGUUUCAAGAAUUGCAGAAUCUCCACAGGUGGUGCAGAUGUCCCCUCACGUGAGCCUGCAGGCGAGUCCAGGCACCAAGGUGUUCACAAGCACCAAUCAGGACGGCAGGGUGACGUACCACGUGAAAAGUGCGGUCGCCCCUCCACUGCCAGCUGCAGCCAAGAAACCGCCCUUGGUGCCCCCUGCCGCGGGCCGAGGGGCGCCUCCCCCGAUCCCACCUAACAAACCGGUGGUGCCCCCCAAGAGCAAAGACCUCGAGACCAACAAGACUUUGAGCAUCAAGCAGCCACCCAGGAAGACUUGAACUUCAAGUUAAACACGCGCCAGGGCCUUCUUGUGAUACGGGCACGUACAGAAUAUAUAAAUCGGGACUCUUCUUACUUGUAUCAAUAAUUUUUAAGUUCGAUAUCAUUCUAGUCAGCAUUUUGAUUGAAUGUUUGAGUGAUUAUUUUUGUACACAACACUGCUUUUGCGUUUUUCUUCUUUCUUUGAGACUUUGACUCAAUCAUGCAAUCAAAACUCACGCUAGUUCCUAUUAUAUGAAUAUCUAGUCAGCCCGCAUUUUGGAAGGCUCUGGUCGCUUAUUUAUGGUGCGAGAUUUUAUUUUCAUUGCGUCUUGUCCUGUUAAUUGAUUGUUUUGUAAAAUGAACACAAACAAAUUAAGUGACGUGUCUGUAGCUGCAGGUCUUCCACACCGAGCAAUUUAUUCUAAUACUUUUCCUCUUCAGCACACGCUUCUGUCCUAAAUUGUUGUAUGGUUUCUGCAUAAUCUACAAAAUAACACUAACUGAUGAUGUGAUAGAAGGAAACUAUUAUUAUUAUGAAGUUGAACUACUACUGUAUACUUGAUAAUUGUGUGUAUUUGCGUAAUAUAAGUGAUAAUUGAUCGGAAUAUUUUCUCAGCCUAUCAAUAUUUGAGAGGCUUGAAUUACAAAUUUUCCUGGAGUGAUUUUGCAAUUUUCAUAAAUCAAGUUUCUCAAAAACUUGUAAUUUGCUUUUGACCGAUUUUUUAUUUAUAUUAAUUAUAACUAAAGAAGAAUUUUGGUCUGUAUAAAAAUUUAGCCCAGAAGGAAGUAAAAGAGUCAAACAACUUAAAAAAAGUUCGUGAUUUUGCAAUUUGCUUCUAUAACGCAAAUACAUAUUUCCUCAUUAUCCAUUGGUUAAUUUAACCAUUUGAUGAUAGUUCUUCUAAUUUAUUGAUGGUUUCCACGUAGAGCACCCCACUCCUUGCUCGUAGGUUUAGUUGGGUGAGUGCAAGUUAAACCACAAAGUUCACUGUGGAAUUAAUGUAGAAUGCCUCUAUGAACAAAAUCUAAAACGUAAUACGUGUAUGUCCAUUACUAAGCAACCCGUCAAAAACGAGAAAAUCUGUUAUUAUAACACAUUUCACAAACGAUCGACAGUGAAAUAAAAAAUAAUAAAAGCUACGAAGGAAGUAUUCUGGUAUAUAAUACAAAUAAACAAAAAAAACUCAUUACUCAUAAUAUUGUAGUCAUUAGUCCACAUAAUAUGACUUGGAAGAGAAAAACUUCUUGCUUAUUUUUCAUCUUCUGGACCUGUGUGAUCCAUAAGAAGUAGUGUCAAAAACGCUUGUUGAAAAUUAUAUUAUUCAAAAAGAACAAUGUUUUUAUAAAUAAAACAGAAAAUGCGUUCAGCAAUAUUUGAAUUAAUAUCAUUC
Molecule: messenger RNA, 3095 nt
Organism: Neocloeon triangulifer
Lineage: Eukaryota; Metazoa; Arthropoda; Insecta; Ephemeroptera; Baetidae
Product: CTTNBP2 N-terminal-like protein
Exons: 9
Coding region: 450-1721 (423 amino acids)
Source: RefSeq, a predicted model, not a curated record